UCAGUUGACAAAAAAACACGCAGUCUGUUGCUGAGUUUCCUUGUGCUGGUGUUGUGAAGCUGAAUCACAGAUUAGAGAGCACAUGCUGGUUUUACUUGCACUACUUUGACUAUGGCGGGUGUUCAUCAAGUUUGGAAAAUCUUCACCCUCUUAGGAUACCUGCACGUCUGUCAAAGCUCCAACACUCCCCGGACCUCCUUCUUCCUCGGAAGUCCAGGCCGUGUGCUGUCCACAUACAAAACAUCUGAUGUGCAGAACACCACAGCUCUGCUGCUCAGUCCAGAUGCUGCCACUCUGUUUGUUGGGGUUAAGAACGCUGUGCUCUCAUUGGAUGUCAGUCAGCCUCAUGUCAUUACACCAAAAAACAAGUAUGACUGGACACCAAAACAUGGUUUCAGAUGUCAGACUUCAGAGAAGAAUUGUGCCAAUUUUGUCCGGAUCUUGCAGUUUAUCAACUCCACUCAUUUGUAUGCCUGUGGGUCAUUUGCAUUUAAACCUGAAGACAUAAUUCUUACUGCAGAUAGUCUGUCAGUCAGCAGGGCAGCACAGUCUGCCAAAGGUGUCUGUCCUUACAAGGGAUCUGAGAGGAACACAGCUGUUUUUGUUGAUGGAGAGCUGUAUACUACCACAACAGAGGACUAUUUUGGAAGCACACCCGUCAUCUCGCGACAUUUCAGCAAAGGAAGAAACAACUUAAACCUUGACACUACCUUUAAAAAACUCAGUGAUCCUACGUUCAUCAGCUCCUCUUACAUUCCCAGUGAGGGGAAGGUGUUGUUUUUCUUCAGGGAAGAGGCAGCAGAGUACAGCUACACGGAGCGAUUCUUUGUGUCACGUGUGGCCCAAGUUUGCACAGAUGACAAUGGAGGGGAGAGAGUCCUUCAAAAGAGCUGGACAACAUUUGCUAAGUCCCAGCUCAUAUGCCAGACAGAGAAGCAGCUGCCUUUCAAUUUGCUCCAGGACAUUGUAAUGAUGCCACCAGCAGAUGAUGAAUUGCCUGAUAAUACACGGUUCUAUGGCAUCUUCACAUCUCAAUGGGCUCUAGGAUCCAGUCCGACUGCAGUGUGUGCUUUUACACUAGGAAGCAUUAAAGCAGCAUUCUCUGGAGCCUACAAAACCUACACUGCAGAAACCUACCAAAGGGAACAACCUAAUCCAAACUCCAAGCUGGGCAAAUGUGGGAUACAUAAUGACACUGACAGCACAUUGAACUUAGUAAAGAAAACCUUCCUGACCGCUACCAGUGUGAAAUCCGAGGGAAAUAAGCAGCUUCUCAUAACCAACGAAGUGCUGUACAGUCGAAUCACAGCACAAACAGUCCAGGCUGCCAGUGGUCACAUUUACACUGUCCUCUAUCUGCUUACUGAGACUGGAUUACUUCACAAAGUUGUGCUACAAAACAACGGAUUCCACAUCAUUGAAGAGAUCCAGGUUUUCAAACAACCACAAACUGUCAAAAGUAUCCUUCUUUCUGUUACAAAGGGUGUGGUAUUUGUGGGCUCGUCCGAAGGUGUGAUCAGGGUACCUGUGUCUAACUGCUCCUUCUACUCAAGUUGUGCUGAGUGUGUGCUGGCUCGGGAUCCAUUCUGUGGCUGGGACUUGCUGGGCAAAGCCUGCAUCCCAGUGUCUGAUAUGAAGCCUGAUUUGAACGUCUCAAUACGUCAGGAUAUAGAGAAUGGCAAUGCUGAAGAGCAAUGUAAAAACUUGACAGAUAGGAGUAGUGCACUUGUCCGAAAGGUGGUGUCGGUCCAGCUUUACCGCUUGGUCAUGCUGCCAUGUUACUCAAGCUCCAGACAGGCCAAAGUGAGCUGGAGGUUCCCUAAUCACAGCACCUUACCCCAGUCCCUCUAUCUGCAGCAUGAAGAUGGUAGCCUGAUCUUCUUUGUCACUCCCAGCACUGCCUUGGAAUACUUCUGUGUAACUGAAGAGCAGGGCUUUCAGCAGACUGCAGCCAUCUCUCUGAAACUACAGACUUCCUCUCGUUCCCAGACAUCCUCAUCUUGUUCUGGGCUGGAGCCGAUACCUGUACCGGACUUGUAUGAGGACACAAUUAUGCAUCAGAAGAUCUACUAUAACGAGCUGGUUGCUGUUUCCUCUCUGUUGGCCAUAUGCCUCUUUGUGAUUGCUGUUGGGGCGUUGCUGUGGUGGAGGAAGAGCCACAAUACUGAUCCUGCUGACCCUGAAUGUUUGCCUGCUCACGACGUUGGGUUAUCACUACACCUUAAGUAAUCUGUAGAUGCAUAAAGAUGCAACAAAAACUAGAGUUAAAUUUUGAAAUUACUGUCAUCUGAACUGCUAAAGUCUAAAAGAGGUUACCACUUUCCUCCAUAACCAGGGACUUUUGAAGAACAACCUUUUCAUAGCUUUGUGGUCCGCAGAAGUUUUGGAAGUCUUUCAAAGGACAUGAAAAUGUCAGCGGGCCACGGACACAGUGUUUUCGGAACAUUGAGAAAUGUGUUUCCUGUGUUGCGAAAUAAGUUUAAAAAUUAUGCUUUUUUAAACGUUUAAAUGAGAUUUCUUUCUGAGAGUAAAGCAGUAAAGUCAAGAUCAUGGUUCGACAGCCAAACUUGUGGAACACAUGUGGAAAUAUUUGCAGAAAGGAAAUGAAGCUACUGCUCAAAGGAACAUAUAAUCUUUUGUCCUUUACAGCUUAAAAUCACUGAUGUUUUCCACACGUAAGACUGUGAAAACUUGCAGUUUCGUCCAGAAUAAAUAUUUUAAUAUUCCUUUUUCAGUGCGCACAUGAUGGUCAUACACAUAUGUUUCAUUUUAACUUAAUGUAAAAUUGUAUCAAUAAAUCAUUUUUGUAAUAAAUGCAAA
Pygocentrus nattereri (red-bellied piranha) is the source of this 2820-nucleotide messenger RNA. RefSeq names its product semaphorin-4A (gene sema4aa). The coding region runs from base 112 to 2229 and encodes 705 amino acids. Gene Ontology annotation, molecular function: chemorepellent activity; semaphorin receptor binding. Lineage: Eukaryota; Metazoa; Chordata; Actinopteri; Characiformes; Serrasalmidae. The record is from RefSeq and is a predicted model, not a curated record. Gene Ontology annotation, biological process: negative chemotaxis; negative regulation of axon extension involved in axon guidance; neural crest cell migration. The transcript is spliced from 14 exons.